Molecule: messenger RNA, 614 nt
Organism: Paramecium sonneborni
Lineage: Eukaryota; Ciliophora; Oligohymenophorea; Peniculida; Parameciidae
Source: the annotation of a GenBank genome assembly
AUGAUUACUCUAUAAGAAGUAUUUGGAGAAAAUUUAUUGAAAUCACCACCUAAUUUAGAAAUGGCAGAGAAUCAUAAUGUAAAAUUAUAUUAUACUAAAAAAGAAAGCUUAAAUUAUCCAUGAAGCAAUUGUAGAAAAAUCAGAAAGAUGUUCUUGCUGCAAUCAGCCUAUUUAAACAAUGAAGUAUUCCAAAUGAUCUGAUUUAAAUGUCUUCCUUAAAUAUGGAAGCUAAUUCAAAUAUUUUUUAGUAUUGAAGGUUUAUUUUAUACUACUUAGUAUGUAGUUGUAAGUAUAAUAUUUAUAUAAUAGUACUAUCGCUGGAUUAUACAAUUUAAUCUAAAACUACAAAGGAGAUUUAUGCAUUAAUAGUAAAGAUUGUAAAAAGAAUUUAAAUAAUUAUUUAUCAAUAGUAAAUAGAGUAGACUGUGAAAAGUAAUAUAUAAUAUUAAUCAUUAGUUAUGAAGAUGAUUACAUUCUAGAUAUAUUAUAUCUAGUUUCAGCUAUUAUGUAAUUAGUUUUCCUUUGAUAUUAUUAAUGCUAUUUUGUGGAUUAUCAAUAUGAUAUUGAAAAAAUAAUUAAAAGCUGCUCAUUUAAAAUUUAAUCUAAAAGAUUGA